UGACCAUUUCCCAAAGCGGAGUUUCCGCGACAGCUGGAAGCGGAGCGGGCACGACGGGCGCAUCGCUUCCGUUUUUUUUUUCUCUCCCUUCCGCUGUGAAAAGAAACGUCGUCGGAGAGAAAGAACCGGAGCCGUGCUCGUCUCAGCGCCUCCAGAGGAACCCCGGUCUGGCAUGGGCGACAAGCGGAGUCCCACAAGGCCGAAGCGUCAACUGAAGCCCUCCGACGAGGGGUUUUGGGACUGCAGCGUGUGCACGUACAAGAACACGGCCGAGGCUUUCAAGUGCAUGAUGUGUGAUGUGAGGAAGGGGACUUCAACAAGGAAGCCUCGUCCCGUCUCUCAGCUCGUCUCACAGCAGCAGGUAACGCAGCAGUUUGUGUUGCCCUUGCAGCCCAAAAAGGAAAAGAAGGAGAAGGUAGAGAGGGAGAAGAGCGACAGGGAGCCAGCGCUCAAGAAGAACAGUCACAAGAAGAUGAGGCCUAGAUUGAAAAACAUCGACAGGAGCAGCGCCCAGCACCUGGAGGUGACGGUUGGGGACCUGACGGUCAUCAUUACAGACUUUAAGGAGAAGGUCAAGCCCUCGUCCACCUCAGCCACGUCCUCCAGCGCCGCGUCGUCGGUGGUCGACCACCACAGCCAGAACGGCUCCAGCUCAGAAAACACAGAGAAGGGUCUUUCUCGCUCCUCCUCACCCAGGGGAGAGGGGAGCUCAGUCAACGGAGAGUCCCACUGAGUCCCACCCCUCCCCCCCUCCCUCAAAUCCUCAUCCACAUCUCAUCUGCAAGUCACUGGAAGGGAAUCCUACUUUUACUUUAGAGCUGCACAGUUUAUCGUUUACUUUCUUCUGGAGUUUUGACUCCCAGUAAUUGUCAGAGCAAGGUGCCAACCCUUCAGAUUUGGCAAAUUCUCCACGUUUAGAAAGCGACCUAGAAACCCUUAGCGCAUCUUGGAUGAUGCAGUAGUCUACGUCGCAAAAAUGUUUGGACAGUGUGCUGGACCUUUGCAUUUUUCAUCCUCUGUGGUUCCCUUCAGAUGCACCUGCCUAUCAAGAUUUCCAAUAUUUUUACUGAACAAAAUGUGCAGCCUCAACCUUGGUGUUGUGCUCAGUGGCCGGCAGAGUGACCUAUUCUUCCCCCACGUGGAAUUCUCAGCCACUGCCUGGAUUCUCUACCUACCUUGUCAUAAACCUGAACCGUCUAGUUCACACUUUCUCCCCAGUGUCCUCACACUGAACUUUCAAUGUGACAGCGAACCUUUGCUCCUGUUCUUGACACUCCAAGCUUUGACUUCAGGACUGCGUCUGCUGAAGAGUGACUUCUGACACAGCAUAGUGGCCACACUUGUGGAACUGUUUGUUGAUUUCCAUAAUGUUCGGAGCAAGGUUGUUUCGUUCAGUAAUGCUCCACAUGUCCUCAUAAUGGCACCUGGCAGAGAAUGUACAGCACAUGAUUUCAAAAGGGUAAUACCGGUGUUAAGUUUGUUUUUUAAAUUUGUGCCCGAGUCAAUUUGAGUGUAAUUUUUUCUUAUCUUAGCGGCCUUUCAUUUUAUUCAGUUUAUAAACGCCCACAAACAAACCUGCAUUAAACCUAUAGUGCAAAACUUUUAUCUCCCCCUUCUGGCAGUGAAAGUAAUGACAAACAUUGUUGACGCGAACAUAACGUCUUAGGCACACCAAUAGUUUCUUUCUUUCGUUUCUUUUUUAAACCAGAGUAUCAGAAACUCAAUAGGUUUACGCUAUAGUUGUUAAAGCCAACUCCCGCCUUUUAAGCUCGGGUAAACCCAAUCAUUGCUAGCAUUCUCUGGUGUACAAUGAAAUACGGUGAGAUUUACCUGGCACUGGUAGACUUAAUCAGCUCAUAGUUUACUUGUUUCGCAAGGGCUUGAAUGUAACAGACUGCUUUUUCUAUACGCAAGUCCAGUGCUCCAGCUUUAAGUGAUAAUUUUGAUAUAAAACAGAACGAAAAUACUUGUAAUUUUGUAAGAAAUUUGAAAAGUUGAAUAUAGAGAACUCUCUGGUGAUGUAGCCUUUCAAUCAUUGUCUUGGUUUUCUGCUUUUCUCACAGACCAACCACUGAUCCUCCCUGUCAAGCAAAAAGUUCAGAUUGAGAGCCUAGCUAUCGUGCAGCAGUAGAAGUUCUAACCAGCUACUAGAUAACUAACAGCUAUAAACAUAGUUCAAAAAAAGUUGACGCUAUGCUACCUAGCAAGCAUGAUACAGAAGUUUGCAAUUAGCAAGUUGCUGGUCGAGGAAGUCUUUACCAGCAACUAGAUAAACAACUACUCCAAACAUAUUUAAGAAAAGCUGUUGUUAUGCUACCUAGAUAGAAUGAAACUGUAUAAGUUUAAAGUUAGCUAGAAGCUUGUAAAGAAAUUUACUAACUCGCUACAUAAAAACUUAAGAGUCAGGUGAAAAUAGGACUUAACUUGGUCAAAUAGGUAGAAACAUCCAUCUUAAGUGUUACUAAUGUAAAUAGCUGACAGAUGAGAGCAGGCGGGGGGAAAAAACAUUAGCUAUAACAGCUUAAGUCCAUAAUAUCUCAGGACUGUGUUCCAUGUAGUGAAGUUUUUCUUUUCUGCCCUCUAGCUGUCAAACAACAAACUCACUGCAGCUUUUACAAUCAUCCAAGUUUUGUAACUCAUCACUGUCGGCGUUAAACUUCUGCAGAGACGUACAGGAGAGAAACCAACAAACCAUUUAAAAGAAUCCAGAAUAGAAAGUCUUUAACGGCAAAGAUGGCAGUCGUAAAAUACAUAAAAGCCAGUCGUCUGCUUUCUUACAUCUGAGCACGGAAACACAUUAAACCAAUCGUGUUGCACUGACCUCAGCCCACAGUUUGGGUCCGCAACUGUUUAAACUGCUGCAGGUGCAGUCGGUCGGAGAAAGAAUAAAAGGAAUAUAAGGCACUGGGGAGUGACCCGUAAAAGAAGUUGGUGCAUUGAAACCUUGCGCUUGCGUCACAGAACUGUAACCUGAAGGGGGAAAAGUGGUCUAAACUUUUUUAUUUUUCCGGGCAAAGUCAAUAUAUUCUAAACAUGCAGGUUUUUAUGCCCCAGGGUCCAUUGAAAGUGCAGUUAUGGCCGUCUUUUAUCAUUUAGAUAGGGGGCCUGGUCUUGUUAGCCUGAAAUAAUUACCCAUGGGCAUUUCCAAGAUGGCUUCUAUGCGAGAGUUUUUGGUCAUACUUUUAUCUCGUGACAUUGAAAAUACAUAAUUUCCUAAACUGGUUACCAAUCCUUAAUUUUAAUGGUACACCGUGGUUUUUGUCAAUUACAUGACUUCCCACAAAAAGUUAUAUCGAGGUAGUCACGACAACAAUUUUUGUAGCCUCACUGAUCUCAUUUGUGCUUUUAUUUUCUUCAACAAGAGCCAGUUUCAAACCAGGUUUAUCAGAGUAAAGUUUGUGUCAGAGACAUAAAAGAAACAGUCAGCGAACUGGAAGGUGACAAAAAGGCACUUUGGCUGUACAUGACGCCGGUAUUCUCCUUUUAAUCUCUGCUGCACCUGUUCAGGGUCCGAGUGGAAAACCAGUGGGUGCUCACACUGUUCUUCUGCCAUACGGGACCCAGCUUGGACACACGGCAGGACUGAAACGGGGGAGUUUGGACUUCUGGACAUAUUUAUGAGCCGGAUUCGGGGACAUCCUGCGGUGUGAUGGGACUCAAGGAGCCGUUUGAAUCCUCCAUUUUGACGAAGGACAAAGUGGAGAAACUUUAUAGAGUAUACUAAACUCCCAGCAGAACAAUUAUAGAUCAAGCUAACUACACAUUAACUUAUAAAAACCUGUAGAAUAAGUACACAGAUAAAAGUGGAUAUUUCUAAAAAAAAUAUUGUACUACAAUGUCUUGACGUGGCUUUAUUAUCCAUCAUAUCAGUGUUAUUGUCAAUAUUUUUACUUUUAAACAUUUUAGCACACAUUCUGAGAACUGUCACAGCAUGAUAAUAUUACGGUCUCGGUAUAUUGUGGGACGGGUUAUGUCUCUUAGUUCGUUAGUAUCGUUUUGAUUGUCGGAGAUGUACUCUCGUAGGUCCACUGCACUAGCUGGGACUAGGUGGGUGGACUCGUGGGAAUUGUUCGGACAGACGUUUGUUAUUUGGUUGUUACAAAAGUGGAAGACACUUAAAAAUGUGUUGGUGUCACUUGUUGAUAUUGUUUCUGUUUGUUUUGCUUUGUCAUGCUCAAUGUGUGAACUUGUUUAUUACAUGUCUGAAUAAGAAAAUAAGAAAAGUCGAAACAAAGAUGUCCUCUUCUGAUGCACACAUUUUUAUGAUUUUCUUUCACACACACAAGCUGUUUUCAGACAUUAAAUCGUUAACGUCUGCCCAACAUAAUUAGCCUGCAAUUUGAUCAUUUGUUUAACAUUUACAAUAAAUUAGAGUAGCACAAAAACAGAUUGUGAAUUGACUUCUCUAAAGCCGUUUUCAGACAUGAACUCGGGGAUGAAAACUGGGUCCGAAUAUUGUCCUUUCACAGCUGAAGGACGCAGCAGGACAUUGUCCAGGUCGGACAUGUUCACAACAACAGGAAAAUGUCCAAAGCAUUCAGGUUAGGGUGGAUCCUGGGUAGAGCAUGCAGGCGGCAGGGCAUGACGUUUAAAUUCCACUGUUUUUGUUUACAGCCAAUUGACACAGACGUGGGCCCUAACUGCCAAAAGCUCUCGAUUCUUUCCAUCUUUCCAGUUCUUUCAUGCCGAAACACUUGUGUAACGUUGGCCUCCUCAGAUCGUGUUCGUGCAGGUUCAGAGUUUACAUAACAGAGAGUGCUCAUCAUGCAAAACUAUUGAUAUGAAGUUUGUUUUUAACCAUGCAGUAGUUAGAUCAGAACUCUUGAUGGCAUACUUGUAUAUAAGCAUAGAGUAGUUAGGGUAUGGUUAUCACACUAAUUAACCACUGCAUCAGUCAAUAACCUCAUCUCCCCCCCCACUACAUCCAAAUGCAAUUGACGUGCAGCUCUGUUUGUCCAAUGCAGCCACCUCAAUAAAGACUAGUCACUUAAAGCCAGGCUGAAUGGGUCUUUUCAGGAGGUGAAACCAAUUCAAAGCUGCAGCAGACACAGACUGGAGGUUGGGGGGUGAGGGGGUUAGUGUUUGGGGGGAGGGGGAGAGGGUCAACACCGCUUAUCGCUCCCACCCUUCCCCCCACGUGAGGGUCUCAACCUCCUGCCUCAGCUGCAUGAAGAGAGUCAAGUGAAGCGGUUUGAAUGAGAAAGAGAGGAGGAGCCGGAAGUCUGCGGUGGCCUUCAGAGUAAAAGCACGGGAAGUGGUGAUUAGAGAUGCAAAAGGUCAAUUUGGACCAAAAUUGUAAUCAGAAAAUAAUUAUUAUUAUUGCUGUCACUAUUUUUAUUCAAUGAAAUGUCAGAAAUGUAACACAAAAGUCACUUUUCUUACCUCUGGCCAAACAGGAGGAAAAUCUGAAUAUAUAUAUUUUGAAUGUUAGUUUGAAUUAGUUAAGAAUUAAGAAUGAAUUAAUUUCAAUGUUGAGUUUAGACUGUUAUUUUAAAAUGAACAAGUGGCUGCAAAUUAAUAUUUUUUCCCCAAUUCAAAUGCUGGUUUUCAACUGAAAUGCCCAAAAUGAUAUGUCCCAAAAUGGUUAUAUGUAGCUCUUGAGCCCCUGACUCUUGGCACUAAUACGUUCUUUCUGGAAAGAAAAAGUAGCUUUAAAAGUGUUAAGAAUCAAAACCAUAAUAAACUGCAAGUUCAAAUACAAUAAAAAUCUGAUGUGAGUAAAA
This is a messenger RNA of Hippoglossus stenolepis (Pacific halibut), 5723 nucleotides long. It is a transcript of the gene yaf2, whose product is annotated as YY1 associated factor 2. The transcript is spliced from 4 exons. Gene Ontology annotation, molecular function: transcription coregulator activity; DNA binding. Gene Ontology annotation, biological process: positive regulation of DNA-templated transcription. The record is from RefSeq and is a predicted model, not a curated record. Gene Ontology annotation, cellular component: nucleus. Bases 173 to 733 code for a protein of 186 amino acids. NCBI's taxonomy places the organism in Eukaryota, Metazoa, Chordata, Actinopteri, Pleuronectiformes, Pleuronectidae.